Messenger RNA from Cyclopterus lumpus (lumpfish), 1379 nucleotides. RefSeq names its product four and a half LIM domains 3a (gene fhl3a). Lineage: Eukaryota; Metazoa; Chordata; Actinopteri; Perciformes; Cyclopteridae. Gene Ontology annotation, biological process: actin cytoskeleton organization. The transcript is spliced from 6 exons. The record is from RefSeq and is a predicted model, not a curated record. Gene Ontology annotation, cellular component: Z disc; stress fiber; nucleus. The coding region runs from base 202 to 1044 and encodes 280 amino acids. Gene Ontology annotation, molecular function: actin binding; transcription coregulator activity.
CAGUAGUAGGACAAAUGUAGCCGGCAAAACGACAUCACUCUCUUCCGCAGAGAUUUGACUACUGUCAGAAGAAACGCUGCCGGAGUAGCGACCUGCAGACUGAUCCCAGACCUGAUCUGAGUGUCCGCUGGCAGAGGCAGGGAGGCGCGUUGCACUGUCAAGUUCACUUCUGACUUUACUCCCGGUUUAAAGAACAUUACAAUGGCUGACAGUUUUGACUGUGCCAACUGCAAGGAGUCCUUGUAUGGCCGCAAGUACAUCCAGUCAGACGACAGCCCCUACUGCAUCCCCUGUUACGACAGCCGCUUCUCAAACACAUGCGAUGAAUGCAAAGAGCUGAUCGGCCAUGACGCGAGGGAGCUCUUCUACGAAGACCGGCACUAUCACGAGCACUGCUUCCGCUGUUUCCGCUGUGAUCGCACGUUGGCGGAUGAGCCCUUCACCAGCCAGGAGGAGGCGCUGCUCUGCAAUGACUGCUACUGUAAUGAGUUCUCCUCCAAGUGUGUGGCCUGCGACAAAGUCGUCAUGCCAGGUACGAAGAAGUUGGAGUACGCAGGCUCUACGUGGCACGAGGGCUGCUUCAUCUGUCACAGCUGCGAACAGCCAAUUGGCUCGAAGUCUUUCAUCCCCGACAAGGAUGAACACUACUGCGUGUCCUGCUAUGAGGACAAGUUCGCCCCGCGCUGCACACGCUGUAAAAAGACGCUGGCUAAAGGUGGUGUGACCUAUCGGGAGGAGCCGUGGCAUAAGGAGUGUUUUGUGUGCACCAGCUGCAAGACACAGCUGGCGGGGCAACACUUCACCUCCCGAGACGAGAGCCCUUACUGCCUCAAGUGCUUUGGCAGCCUGUAUGCCAAGAAGUGUGAGGCCUGCAGCAAACCAAUCACAGGUUUUGGAGGAGGUAAGUACAUCUCGUUUGAGGAACGCCAGUGGCAUCAGCCAUGCUUCACCUGCUCCCAGUGCUCUGCUUCACUUGUGGGCGCCGGCUUUUUCCCUGAUGGCCCAGACAGGAUCCUGUGCCGCGACUGCAACAGCAACCUAUAGAGCAGUCAUUCACCACAUUGUCACCCAUCUCUUGACUUACCUUUCACCCUUCGUCAAAGCAUUUCAAGAACCCCAAGUCAUUACCGAGGAAGGUAACGCAGGCUAACAAAUGCCGCCUCUCAGGUUGUUUGUAUAUAAAGAGAUCCGUUUUUCCUUGUGGUCCUUGAUUUUCAUCCAUGAGUCAGUGCUGCAUUGUUUCAAUGAACCACCACGAAGAUUUCCUCUUUAACAAAAAAGUUAAUGAUUUUAUGCAACAAAGUUUAUGGAGUGCCGUAAGAAUAACAUCACACUUGUAUGUUAUGCACUAUUGAACCAAAGAAAUGCAAAAUGCUAGU